Molecule: messenger RNA, 1141 nt
Organism: Myotis davidii
Lineage: Eukaryota; Metazoa; Chordata; Mammalia; Chiroptera; Vespertilionidae
Gene: AVEN
Product: apoptosis and caspase activation inhibitor
Exons: 6
Coding region: 1-840 (279 amino acids)
Biological process (GO): negative regulation of G2/M transition of mitotic cell cycle
Source: RefSeq, a predicted model, not a curated record
AUGGGUAAAAACAUGGUUGAAGAUGGCAGUGAUGCAGAGACCUAUGGAGAAGAGAAUGAUGAACAGGGAAAUUAUUCUAAGAGAAAGAUAGUCUCUAACUGGGAUCGAUAUCAAGAUACUGAAAAAGAAGUCGAUAAUGAAAGUGGAGAAUCGCAGAGGGGGACAGACUUCAGUGUUCUCCUCAGCUCUGCAGGGGACUCCUUCUCACAGUUCCGGUUUGCUGAGGAGAAAGAGUGGGAUGGUGAAGCUUCAUGUCCAAAGCAGAAUUCAGCAUUUUAUGUGGACUGUGAGUCAUUGGUUCAAGCCCUUCAAGAACUGCCUCUCUCCCUCCGACUCAAUGUUGCUGCUGAAUUGGUCCAGACCGCCCUUCCUUUAGAGCUUCCUCAGGUGAAACCAAAGAGAAACGAUGAAGGCAAGGGACUAGGCAUGCAGUUAAGAGGGCCCCUGGGGCCUGGAGGAAAGGGGUCGUUGUCUGAGCUGAAAUCAUCACCUGCUGGCUGCCCCGGGUCCCUGAGUAAAGCUAGCCCAAGACCAGGCCCCUCAGAGGGCUCCCAGGAUCCCGCUUCCCCACUGCAGUCAGCAGCGGACCAUCUGGAAGAAGAAUUAGAUCUGCUGCUUAAUUUAGAUGCGCCUGCAAAAGCGGGAGCGAACAUCUUACCAGACCAGAUGCCUCAGGACCUAGGAUCUGAGAAAGAUGGGGAGGUGGUGGCCCAAGAAGAAAAAGUUCCUGCAAAAGCAUCUGUGGCGGAAGAAAAGACUGUGGAACCUGAGCAACCAAGCACAUCCAAAAAUGUUACCGAGGAAGAGCUUGAAGACUGGUUGGACAGUAUGAUUUCCUAACAAAAAAAGAGAAAGAAAAAAAGUCUCCGACACCAGUUUGGGUUGCCCUGUAAGGCCGGGCCCAUGGCUGUCCGUGAGAGCAGCUGGUUUACGAGCCUGCCCCGCGCCAGUGUGUUCCAUCAGCUCACACAGUGCACACCUACCUCUGUGUCUGACAACAGCCACAAUAAUACAUUUAUGAGGCUCGGGCAUUUUUCUCUGACUUAGUCAUCUCAGACUCAGGAAGGGCGGAGACGAAGUGCUGCUGCUGAAGAGAGCAAGCAACAGAGUAUGUGUUUGGCCAAAUAAACCAGUGCUGGUC